CUAAUCAAAAUGAGAACUCUGUUUGUCUGUAUUUUGGUUUUUGUUGGUACCCACCAAACGGUAUGUUUAGAUGAGAUUGGUCAGUGUGUGUCGUUAAUAGAACAAGUGGCAGAAGGCUACCUUGGAUGUUUCAAGGAUAUAGAAAAUACUAUGCUUCCAUCAAGAACUGUCAAAAGUAUUCCAGAUUUGACUCUGAAGAAGUGCCAACAUCAAUGCCAGGGUUACACAUUUUUGGGACUGCAAUAUUCUAACGAGUGUUUCUGUGGUAACAUUCUAAAUACUGAUCGGUACAAAUCCGUCCCCGAAAGCGACUGUAACAUGAAAUGUAGUGGAGAAAACAGGAAUUGUGGAUCAGGACAUAGAAACUCUGUUUACAGAGUGCCAUUUUAAGAUGCUGGGUACGGUUAAAUUAAAGUGAAUAGAACUGUUAAAUAACACAUUUGUUUUUUUCAUCGAUUCUGAUUGAUCAAUAAAAUAGUUUAGCAAACAUUAAA
Mytilus trossulus (common blue mussel) is the source of this 494-nucleotide messenger RNA. RefSeq names its product sialate:O-sulfotransferase 2-like. Lineage: Eukaryota; Metazoa; Mollusca; Bivalvia; Mytilida; Mytilidae. The coding region runs from base 10 to 390 and encodes 126 amino acids. The record is from RefSeq and is a predicted model, not a curated record. Gene Ontology annotation, cellular component: plasma membrane. The transcript has 4 exons.